AUGGAUUUCGACCUGAUAAUUAAGAACGCCACAAUCGUAACGGCCACAGAGAUCCUACGGCCAGGGCUGUCAAUUGGAAUUAAGUCGGGCGUCAUCAGUGCCAUCGCCCUUUCGCUUCCAAUAUCCACAGCUGCAGGGUCAAAAACUCAAGUGAUCGACGCCGAAGGUGCUUAUGUGACGCCCGGUGGUGUCGAUUCACACGUGCAUUUGCAUCAAGACAAUGCACCAAGCGGAGAUAAAUGGCUCAGUGGUUCGCGGUCUGCUCUGGCUGGAGGUAAUACCACGAUCCUCGCAUUUGCGACGCAGAAGCGAGAUGAUGUCUCCUUAAUGCCUGUUGUGGAAGAAUACCAUCGGCGAGCUAGGGAUCAGAGUUACAUCGACUACGGAUUCCAUCUGAUCCUGACGAAGCCAUCGGAAUCGAUCUUGCAACACGAGUUGCCGCUCAUGGUCAAACAAGAAGGUAUAUCUAGCGUCAAGCUGUACAUGACGUACCCGGCGAUGAAGCUGGGAGACGGUGAGAUGCUCAAUGUGCUGAUGAGGACGAGGGAAUUGGGCAUGACGACCAUGAUACAUGCUGAGAACAGUGAUAUGAUUGACAUGAUUACCACUCGACUCCUAUCAUCAAGCCAUCUCGCACCAGCAUACCACGCGAUCGCACGGCCACAAAUCGCCGAAACAGAAGCAACAUACCGAGCAAUAGCACUCUCGACACUAACAGACACACCGAUCCUCAUCGUCCACAUGUCAUCACCAGUUGCCAUCGCACACGCACGAAAAGCACAAUCCAAACUCCUGCUGCCGGUCCACGCCGAGACAUGUCCGCAUUACCUGUAUCUCCUCUCGGAGAAACUCGCCGCGACGAGCAUUAGCAUCACGGGCACGAGUGUGACAUCAGCACCAACAGCACAGGACGAAGAACCCGGCAACGAUGACCUACACGAGAAACACACGCACCACGAUCCGGACGACCACUGGGCCGGAGCGUCACACGUCUGCGCUCCACCCCUACGACACUCCGAUGCAGACCUGCAAGCGGUGUGGGACGGCGUGCACAACGGGACCAUCACCGUGAUCUCCUCGGACCACGCUCCAUCGAGAUAUAAUUCGGCGCUGGGGAAGAAGAAGCCUGUGGUUGAGGCGCAGAGGGCUGCCGCUGCGGCUGGAAUUGCCGCUACAAUAGGUUCCGACCUCCCUGGUGUUUCAGCCUCACCACUCAACCCUAUUACUCCAGGCCCCAAUUUUGCACAGAUCCCGAAUGGCCUCCCAGGACUGGAAACCCGGCUGCCACUCUUAUUCGACGCGGCGACAAGGCCUCCGUCCACGUCAUCUCCUGUACAACGAAGCCUUUCGCUCCCAAAGUUCGUGGAGCUGACGUCCACGAACCCGGCGCGCCUGUACGGGCUCGGCGGGCGGAAAGGAUCCAUUGCACCGGGCUACGACGCGGACCUGGUCAUCUGGUAUCCCGCUGCGCACGCAGACGCUGCUACCACGAUUGAGAACCGCAUGCUACAUCAUUCGAUCGAUUAUACGCCGUUUGAAGGCGUGGAGGUCGCGAAUUGGCCGAGGUACGUGUUUCUCAGGGGUCACAUCACAUGGAAUCGCGAUGUGGAGCUACGAGAUGGGCUUGGAAAGGGGUUGGUAGGCAGGCCAGGGGACGGGGUGUUCUUGAAGAGAGGAAAGGGGGAAGUUCUGGUGGGGAGAACUGGGCAGACGCCUGCUGGGAUGAAGGAUGGGGAGAGGAAGGCUUGGAUGCAUUGA
Molecule: messenger RNA, 1758 nt
Organism: Exophiala bonariae
Lineage: Eukaryota; Fungi; Ascomycota; Eurotiomycetes; Chaetothyriales; Herpotrichiellaceae
Exons: 3
Coding region: 1-1758 (585 amino acids)
Molecular function (GO): hydrolase activity, acting on carbon-nitrogen (but not peptide) bonds
Source: RefSeq, a predicted model, not a curated record